Messenger RNA from Mercurialis annua (annual mercury), 2417 nucleotides. RefSeq lists its product as uncharacterized. Gene Ontology annotation, biological process: protein K48-linked deubiquitination. The transcript has 12 exons. Gene Ontology annotation, cellular component: cytosol; cell periphery. The coding region runs from base 56 to 2233 and encodes 725 amino acids. The record is from RefSeq and is a predicted model, not a curated record. NCBI's taxonomy places the organism in Eukaryota, Viridiplantae, Streptophyta, Magnoliopsida, Malpighiales, Euphorbiaceae. Gene Ontology annotation, molecular function: cysteine-type carboxypeptidase activity; cysteine-type deubiquitinase activity; K48-linked deubiquitinase activity.
GUCGUAGUUUAUAAGCUUUCCAGCGAUCAAAGAAGAAAAAAAAUAAAAAUUCUCCAUGGAAAUGGCUUCACCUUCUUCUUCUACAUUAGCCGAAGCAGAACCGACUCAACCCGCCACAGAGAACGAUAAGGCGAAGGAGAAAGAGGAUGAGACAGAGUUUCAUAAAACUAAAACGAUACAGUUUUUAGGCCGUACAACGCCGGUUGUUCUUCAAAACGACAAUGGACCUUGUCCUCUGCUCGCUAUCUGUAAUAUUCUUCUUUUGCGGAACAACCUAAAUUUGAGCCCAGAUAUAGCUGAAGUUUCACAGGAGAAACUGUUAUCGCUGGUCGCAGAACGUUUGAUUGAUUCCAACAGUAAUGUAAAUAAUAAGGAUGCAGGCUAUGUUGAAAAUCAACAGCAGAAUAUUGCAGAUGCUAUUGAUUUGCUUCCACGUCUUGCAACUGGAAUUGAUGUAAAUAUAAAGUUUAGGAGGAUAGAUGAUUUCGAGUUCACCCGAGAAUGUGCCAUAUUUGAUCUUCUUGACAUUCCUUUAUAUCAUGGUUGGAUAAUUGAUCCCCAAGAUUUUGAAACUGCUAAGGCUAUUGGGUCAAAGUCUUAUAAUGCUAUUACGGGAGAGCUUGUAGCCCUUGAUACACAAGCCAUGAAUAGUGAAACGAAAAAUAAUGCUGAGGAAGAUUCUGUUGAUUUUGUUGCUGCUACCACCGCAACUCUGGGCGUUCCUUCUCCCUGUCUUUCUAAAGCUAGAUCUUUUGAUGAUUCUCCGCGUUCAGUCUCUGAUAAUCAAUCAUUUAAAAAAGGGGACCUAGAAGAAGAAGCAGAGCUACUGAUGGCCUUAAAAUUGUCAGAGGAUGGAUCUCUUGUUUCUAGAAAUGAUACACUUGUAGCUAAUGAUAGCAAAGGGUUUGUAUCUGCUCCUUUUAAUGAACGUACAAUUUCAAAUGAGACUUUCUCUGCCGAAUCUCUAGAUAUGGUGAAGACACAUAUUGAAAUUGAUCAUGGUGCUAGUGCCAUGAGCAAUGAUCAUAAUGAUCUCAUAUCAUUAGAAACUCUUCCAGGAGACAUGCCAUGUUCUCCCUCAAUGACUGAUCUGAGUAACUCUUUAGGAACUUGUCCUGGGGAAAUGGCAUGUUCUCUCUCAAAGCCUGAUCAGAUUAACUUUCCUGACCUGUCAACAUAUAUGGAAUCCGGAGAACACAGUGCUUCUAAUUACAUAACUAAGAUAUGUAAUGCUGAGACGUCGCCGGACAUAAUGUUCCAUUCUGUUGGAGAAAAUGCUGUAUCCACAGAUGAAGAUUAUUCGAGUAUUUCUCGAGGAGGUGAAAUGAUUCAGAGUCCAUCAUCCUCCACAAAUAAUAUUCAUGAACCAACAGUUUUUUCAAGUGGGCAUGACCAAGCAGAAGUAAUAGAUUUAUAUGCGCCAACGCCAGAUUCAAAUUCGUCUAGUGGCAGAAUGCAUAAUUUAGAUGUGCCCGAUGCAUUUACUUCAAGUGUUGACGGCAGUGAGCCCAUUUAUGAAGGAGAGGAAUGUAUUUUAGAUUCAGGAACUGCAAUUUAUGAAGACCGAGAGCCUAUGUACGAAGGUGAGGUCAUUCUUGCAGAACAGGCUGAUAAAAAUUUCAGGUCAAAUGAUGAAAUCACUCCGCAGCAAGGGGAGCUUAUAAGGAACUUUCUUAAGAACAAUGCUAGUCAGUUGACCUUUUAUGGUCUGUUUUGCUUACAAGAUGGGCUUAAAGAACGUGAACUUUGUGUUUUUUUCCGUAACAAUCACUUCAGCACCAUGUUUAAGUAUGAUGGUGAACUUUAUCUUUUAGCUACAGACCAAGGUUACCUGAAUCAGCCUGAUUUGGUCUGGGAGAAACUUAAUGAGGUCAACGGAGAUACAUUGUUCAUGACAGGCAACUUUAAAGAAUUCAAGGUUGAAAAUCAUGCGAAUGAUACAUGGGACGAGAGCAAUGCCAUGGCAAAUACUGCUGAUUAUAUUGCCAGCAUUGACAAUGCAUCACAAGCUGGUUUGGAUAUAAACUCCGAUCUGCAACUAGCAAUAGCUUUACAACAACAGGAGUUUGAGCAACAGCAGCCACAACACUCGAAUGUACAGCAACCCACUAGUGGCAGUUCAAGAAUGGUUACAGGUCCCCAGGUGCCAAGAAGCAGUGGAAAAUCAUCAUCUUCUUCAACUUCAUCGUCCAGGACUGAAUCAAAAUCAAAAGACAAGUGUAUUGUGAUGUGAGCCGUGCAUUCAAAUCUGCACUGUAAAUGAUUUUGUAACUUGGCUUCCUUUUUGUCCAUGACCUUAAUAAACUAAGGUAACCCUACACUUGAUUUUAAAUCAAAAGUUCCCCAUUGUAUAAAGUUUUUAGUACCAUUUUGUUAGACCUUUGACAGUCCAAAAAAUUCCUUUUUAUCUUUACCUC